AUGACCGUCAGUCAGACUUGUACUUACAAUUUCAAUCGGAUUUGUGACAAUUUGUGUCAGAUCAGGUUGGAUUUCCGAACAUUGUCUACUUCAAGUAGUGCGACUGGAUCUUGUGGGACAGCAGGAGAUGCCGUAACAGUUUCGAGUCCGUUCUCAUCCGCGGUCAGUGCAUUUCCCCCUACGGUGUGCGGAAUAUUGUCGGGACAACAUAUGUAUUUCGAAACUGGUACCACUGGAGACGCUGGCACGCUGUCCAUUGCCACAGGAACUGGAGCCGGGAGUCGAUCUUUUGACAUCAAAGCCACAUAUUACACCUGUGACAAUUUGGCCAAGUAUGACUUUUUACACUUCAUUUAAAUACGAACGCAACUCUAAAGUUAGUCUUGUUGA
Molecule: messenger RNA, 390 nt
Organism: Tigriopus californicus
Lineage: Eukaryota; Metazoa; Arthropoda; Copepoda; Harpacticoida; Harpacticidae
Exons: 5
Coding region: 1-357 (118 amino acids)
Source: RefSeq, a predicted model, not a curated record